Messenger RNA from Microsporum canis CBS 113480, 1071 nucleotides. Its product is annotated as vacuolar protein sorting-associated protein 62. NCBI's taxonomy places the organism in Eukaryota, Fungi, Ascomycota, Eurotiomycetes, Onygenales, Arthrodermataceae. The coding region runs from base 1 to 1071 and encodes 356 amino acids. The record is from RefSeq and is a predicted model, not a curated record. The transcript is spliced from 5 exons.
AUGGGUAAAUGUGCCUCGUCGCAUUGCGCCUGGCCUUCGCUGGCAGCGUUGAUACUCGGUCUGGGUAUCGGCAACAUCUCAGCUGCGAGCGUCUACAUCGCCGCAGAGCAGUGUCUUGCACCUGCGCCCUCCGCUACAGUGCCGGACUAUGUGAUGAAAUAUGCUCCGUUGAUAUGGAUACACUCGCAGGAUCCGUACCAGCCUUCUGACAUUGGUGCACAGCUGAAGAACUCGGUUCCCAUGAUAAACCAUGUUGCCAUCCCCAAUGUGCCAACCGACAUCACACUGGACAACCUAAACGAGCUUAACAAGUUGGGCGGGAGUAAGGCUCUUCCGGCCUGGUUUCGGGGCGUCAAGCCGAACAAGGACGGCAAGACCGAAGGUGCCGUUUCGUCUGCGAUUGUGGUCCGGGAACACGGCGAUGUAGACAAGACGGUCGAUGCGUUUUAUUUCUACUUUUAUGCGGAACACAACAUGAUACGCUUCCGCAACGGCGCUCCCGAGGCCAUCUGGUACAGCCAGCACGCUGCGGGCCAGGCUUUCCAGUUCAGCGCAACUGACAAGCGCGGAGUACGGCCAAUUGGCUUCAGCGGCAACGGCACUCAUGCUGUCUACGCCACCGCCGGAACGCACGACCACACGAUCCCCGGCCUCGACCUGCCCGCCGGUUUCCUUGAAGACGAAGCAGACGAAGGCACGCUGUGGGAUCCUACGCUGAGUGCGUACGUCUACUCCUACUCCUCGACGACCGGUCUCUUUACCCCUUAUGACCCCACCACGCCUACCAACUGGCUCUACUACCAGGGCCACUGGGGCGACGAGCAGCUCCCUGACGACGCACCGGGCCAGGUCGACCUCUUUGGGCAGCGAAAGUACUCCACCGGGCCUGACGGGCCGAUGUUUAAGGAGCUGGUGAGGGAGAAGGUGUGUCCAAGCGGCGUGAAGCUAUGUCUCGUGCUGCCGUGGGUGACUGCGGUGAACGAGCAGGAGAGGAAACAGGUGCUCGCUGACCUCGUAAAGGAGGAGUUGAAGCGAGAGGGCUCCAAGAAACCUUCAAAGUCUCUCCCCUGA